AUGACCUAUGUUUUCGUAAAAUGGCCUAAAGAUGUUCCAGGAAAGAAUAAGAAUAUUGAAAUCAGACCAUGGUUCCCACAACAGGAUGUAUUAGCUCAUCCAAAUGUGAAGCUGUUUGUCACUCAUGGAGGCUUACUAAGUACUUUAGAGACUAUAUACUACGGUGUUCCAGUAUUAACUUUGCCAAUAUUUGGUGAUCAGAAGAUGAACGCAGCCAAAGCUAGAGCCGCAGGUUACGGACUAUCUUUGACUUUCUCGACGAUAACAGAGGAAGCAUUAAAUAACGCCUUAAAGGAAAUAUUAACUAAUAAAAAGUACACAGAAAACGCCAAAUUGAGAUCAAGGCUUAUGCACGACAGAAUUGUCAAACCAAUGGACACAGCAGUCUAUUGGGUGGAGUAUGUAGUGCGAAAUAAGGGAGCCCCCCACUUGAGGGUAGGUGCAGUUAAUAUGCCGUUCUACAAAUACUUUUUACUAGAUGUGAUCGCUCUUUUUGUAUUAGCUUUUAGUAUUGUACUUACGAUAGUAUAUAUGACUUGUAAAAUGAUUUGUUGUUCUAGGAAAACCAAAAAAUCCAAAAAAGAAUAAUUUGCAAAAUGUCAAUAAAGACGUUUUUGUUUUUACUAAA
This is a messenger RNA of Diabrotica virgifera virgifera (western corn rootworm), 628 nucleotides long. RefSeq names its product UDP-glycosyltransferase UGT5-like. The record is from RefSeq and is a predicted model, not a curated record. Lineage: Eukaryota; Metazoa; Arthropoda; Insecta; Coleoptera; Chrysomelidae. Gene Ontology annotation, molecular function: UDP-glycosyltransferase activity. The transcript is spliced from 4 exons. The coding region runs from base 1 to 588 and encodes 195 amino acids.